ACUCAGGCCUCCCGGGCCUCCUCAGGUCCCCACCAGACUCCUUCUGCUCUCAGGGCCUUUACCCUUACUCUGCCCCCUGCCAGGAAUGUGCUUUGGCCAGCUCCAUCUUCCUCCAGAUCUCCCACCUCACCACCUCUGAGAGGCUCCUCCUGAUUCCUUCACCUGCCCUAUUCUACCCUGGCAGACAGCACUCAAUCAUUCCACUCAUGUGUCUGGCACUUUCUCAACACAGGGUUCUGGUGUAUACUCCCAGCUCACUCUCUCCAUCCAGUCCCUUAGGCGACAGGGACUUAGCACCUGCCAUUGACCAGGUGCCCUUCCAGGCACUGUUGUAGGAAUUGCAGGUACAGGAACAGACAGGACGAGCAAAAAAUCACCAUCCCUCUGGGGCUUACAGUCCCUACGAGGAAUGUCAAUGUGCCAAGUGUUGUGCAGGGAAAUGAGGCCCAGAAGAAGGUGGGCUUGGGCACCAGGCAUUAGCCAGUAUAGCCCAGAAGGCCUCCCUGAGGAAGUGGCCCCCAAACAGAGACCUGCAGGGGGGUAGGGAGUGAGAUCAAGGCCCACAGGAAUACUGUUCCAGGCCGGGGGAAUACCAUGAGCAAAGGCCUGGAGGUGGAACCCACUAGGCACUUUCCGUAAGGGGCAGGCACACACAUGUACCAGGAAGACUGAGAACAAGGUCUCCUAGGCCAACUGCCGGGGGCCUAGGGCCUUGGAAGCAGUUCUGAUCAUCUUUGCCACGUGCAAAGGCCCAGAACACAGUAGGCACUCAGUGAAUGGGUGGAAAUGUGCCAAAGCCUGCACCUUAUCCUGCCCCCACAUCAGCCCCAUGAGGUUGCAAGGAGGAAACUAAGACCUGGAGGCACGUCACAGCCCUGAGGCCACACAGCUGGGAGUGGCUGAGCCAGGACGCCUGGGCCCAGCUCAGACCACGUGCGCCCACCAACAUCCCCAGCGCUCAGCACACAUCCCACUGCCUUCGUGGCUAUUCCAGCAGCGCCCCGCCUAUUUUCUCUAGAGCACUGACCCCCCUGGGAUGUCAUUUUUCGUCAGCGCCCAGACCCUGCAACUAGCACACGAGCACCACGUGGCCAGGUGUGCGUCUCGUUUCGCUGGCAUCUGCGGUGCCCAGAACCGUGACCUGCGCUCACUAGGACUCUGCAGAUAACCACUAAGACCUAUUGAGUCUGGAAGAUAGAGCAGAAAUGGGGAAGUUGGUGAAAGAAAAUAAAACCUCCCCAAGCCCCCCAGCACACCUACCUGAAUGGUGGCUCACACAGGAGCAAGUGACCUUUGAGGACGUGGUUGUGGACUUCACCCAGGAGGAGUGGGGGCAGCUGGAGCCUGCCCAGAGGACCCUGUACCAUGAUGUGAUGCUGGAGACCUUCAGGCUCCUGGUCUCCGUGGAUUUGGAAACUCGACCCAAAACCAGACUGUCAGCUCCAAAGCAAGACGUCACGGAGAGAACAGCCAGCAGUGUCCUGGUGGGAAGGUUCCUGGGGGACAGCCUGUGGUACCUGGAGGGUGGCGACGCCGAGGGCCGCCGGGGACAGAGCCGUGCAGUGCGAGCAGCCCUCACGCCUGGGAAGACGCCCGCGCAGCAGCAGGGCAAUGGGUUCGGGGAAAACCUGACUCUGAACCCCAGAGUCCCGCCUCAGCCACUGGCUCCUGAAAGACACGGCCUCCGCAUGCCGGGGACGCGCGGGAAGAGGGGCAAGCCAGAACCAGAGUUCAGUGCCCAACGGAAAACGGACGCAAAGGAGAAGCCCUACAAAUGCCAGGCCUGUGGAAAGGCCUUCGGUCACAGCUCAGCACUUGCCGAGCACCACCGCACGCACACGGGAGAGAGACCCUAUGAGUGUCACGAAUGCGGAAAAGGCUUCCGAAACAGCUCAGCACUUGCCAAACACCAGAGAAUCCACACCGGUGAGAAACCGUACAAGUGCACUCAGUGUGGGAAAACCUUCAACCAGAUUGCCCCACUGAUCCAGCACCAGAGGACUCACACAGGGGAGAAGCCCUACGAGUGCGGGGAGUGCGGCAAGGCCUUCAGUUUCAGGUCCUCCUUCAGUCAGCACGAGCGGACUCACACGGGGGAGAAGCCCUACGAGUGCGGGGAGUGCGGCAAGGCCUUCCGGCAAAGCAUCCACCUCACCCAGCACCUGCGAAUCCACACGGGGGAGAAGCCCUACGAGUGCGGGGAGUGCGGCAAGGCCUUCAGCCACAGCUCGUCCCUGACCAAACACCAGCGCAUCCACACGGGGGAGAAGCCCUACGAGUGCCGCGAGUGUGGGAAGGCCUUCACGCAGAUCACACCGCUGAUUCAGCACCAGAGGACCCACACGGGAGAGAAGCCGUACGCGUGCAAUGAGUGUGGGAAGGCCUUCAGCCAGAGCACGCUCCUGACCGAGCAUCGGAGGAUCCACACGGGAGAGAAGCCCUAUGGGUGCAACGAGUGUGGGAAGACCUUCAGCCACAGCUCAUCGCUCAGCCAGCACGAGCGGACUCACACGGGGGAGAAGCCCUACGAAUGUCAGGAUUGCGGGAAGUCAUUCAGGCAGAGCACGCACCUCACUCAGCACCAGAGGAUCCACACGGGGGAGAAGCCCUACGAGUGCGGGGAGUGCGGCAAGGCCUUCAGCCACAGCUCGUCCCUGACCAAACACCAGCGCAUCCACACGGGGGAGAAGCCCUAUGAAUGUAACGCGUGUGGCAGAGCCUUCAGCCAGCUCGCCCCCCUCAUUCAGCACCAGAGGAUCCACACGGGGGAGAAGCCCUAUGAGUGUAACGCAUGCGGCAGAGCCUUCAGCCAGAGCUCCCUUCUCAUAGAACACCAGAGGAUUCACACUAAGGAGAAGCCCUACGGGUGCAACGAGUGUGGAAAAUCCUUCAGCCACAGCUCAUCGCUCAGCCAGCACGAGCGGACUCACACGGGGGAGAAGCCCUACGAAUGUCAGGAUUGCGGGAAGUCAUUCAGGCAGAGCACCCACCUCACUCAGCACCGGAGGAUCCACACAGGAGAGAAGCCAUAUGCGUGCAGGGACUGUGGGAAAGCCUUCACACACAGCUCGUCCCUCACCAAGCACCAGAGAACUCACACCGGGUAGGCCCACGUCACACUCGCUGGGACGUGGGAAAGCCUCAAGUCAUAGCUCAUCCCUUACCAGACUUGACCCAGGCACUCUCAACAGAAACAACACAAGUGUAUGCAUAUGCAAGCCUUGGCACACAGUACACGCCCCGGACACCCUCAGAGAGAAGUGAUGGAAAGGACUGUGGGAGUUUGGAGCUCUAGGUCACCCAUCCCCGGGUAUCAGAUCAUCCAGACAGUAGUAGGGAGGUGUGGAGUUAGGUCACCCAUCCCCGGAUAUCAGAUCAUCCAGACAGUAGUAGGGAGGUGUGGAGUUAGGUCACCCAUCCCCGGAUAUCAGAUCAUCCAGACAGUAGUAGGGAGGUGUGGAGUUAGGUCACCCAUCCCCGGAUAUCAGAUCAUCCAGACAAUAGUAGGGAGGUGUGGAGUUAGGUCACCCAUCCCCGGAUAUCAGAUCAUCCAGACAGUAGUAGGGAGGUGUGGAGUUAGUGUUGAGGACUUUCAGUCAUGGGUGCCCACUAAUGCUACAUCAUAGAACCUACAGAAAAGAGAAA
Messenger RNA from Mirounga angustirostris (Northern elephant seal), 3645 nucleotides. RefSeq names its product zinc finger protein 135. The transcript is spliced from 3 exons. NCBI's taxonomy places the organism in Eukaryota, Metazoa, Chordata, Mammalia, Carnivora, Phocidae. The record is from RefSeq and is a predicted model, not a curated record. The coding region runs from base 1206 to 3107 and encodes 633 amino acids. Gene Ontology annotation, cellular component: nucleus. Gene Ontology annotation, biological process: regulation of transcription by RNA polymerase II. Gene Ontology annotation, molecular function: DNA-binding transcription factor activity, RNA polymerase II-specific; RNA polymerase II transcription regulatory region sequence-specific DNA binding.